Messenger RNA from Camellia sinensis, 2243 nucleotides. Its product is annotated as rust resistance kinase Lr10. Lineage: Eukaryota; Viridiplantae; Streptophyta; Magnoliopsida; Ericales; Theaceae. The record is from RefSeq and is a predicted model, not a curated record. Gene Ontology annotation, molecular function: polysaccharide binding; ATP binding; protein kinase activity. Gene Ontology annotation, biological process: protein phosphorylation.
UCUAACCCAACUCCACCGCCAUCAACAAAUUCUUCCACCACAAAACAAACAACACACACUUGGGAGAGUAGUUGGGAUUUUGUAUCAGAGUAUCAAAUAGCCAUUAAUUAGUUAAAUUAAAAUGGCCAUUUUCCAAGGAAUUCUGUUGCUCAUAGUCCUUAUAGGUGAACUCGGAGGAGCAGAAGAACAACAUGAUGAGUGCAUCACGCCAACAACUUGCUGUCAAAAGGGCGGCCCUGAUAUCCGAUUCCCUUUCUGGCUCAAAGGGCAUCACCACCAAAACUGUGGGUAUCAUCAUCAUGGCUUUGAUCUUUCUUGCAUUCCUCAUUCCAAAUACCCACUCCUCCAGCUUCCAUUUUCUGUCAAUGUUUUUGUUAAGCAUAUUGACUACAAAUCUCAGACCAUAUUUGUAUCUGACAUAAGUAUAUCUGACUCUGACGCCCAUGGAUGCUUCCCACGACAGCUUCAAAACCUCAGCUUAUCUGCCUCUCCCUUCCAAUUCCCAACAGACAACUCCACCGACCGUUACAGUGGCAUUAACUUCAUCAGUUGUUCCCAGACUUACGAUCCAAAUUUUGUUGGUAUUUUUCCGAUUGCUUGCCUUAGUAACCAGAGUCACCAGGUUUAUGCCACUCGUUCAUGGUCACUCCCAGAUUUAUUUUGCACAAAGAUGUAUAACAUCUCACUUCCAUAUGAAAUAACUGGUGGUUAUGAACAACACAUCACAUUUGAUGUUCUUCAAUUGAAUUGGAACAAACCGGUAUGUAGGGAAUGUGAAGCACAAGGCAAGUACUGUAGAUUCAAGAAUAACAACAACAACAGCAGCAGCCAAUUAUUAAAUGGAACAACUGAAUGCUUUGGCAACAUCAGACAACCAAUUUCGGGUACAUCGAGGAAACUAGAGAUUACAGGUGGAGUCCUGGGUCUGACUCUUUGUGUUAUAGUUAUAGUUAUCAUUGCAAUAUAUAGAUCAAACAAAAUGAAAAAAGAGGAUCAAGCAAAGAUCAACAAAUUUUUGGAGGAUUACAAAGCUCUCAAGCCUGCAAGAUACUCUUAUGCAGAUAUCAAGAAAAUAACAAAUCAAUUUGAGGAGGAAGUAGGUCAAGGAGGUUACGGAAUAGUAUACAAGGGAAAGCUUUCCAAUGAUGUUUAUGUCGCAGUCAAGAUCCUCAACAAUGUGAAAGGAAACGGAGAUGAGUUCAUCAAUGAAGUGCAAACAAUGGGUAGAAUCCACCAUAUCAAUGUGGUUCGCUUGGUGGGAUAUUGUGCUGACGGAUUUAGAAGAGCUUUGCUUUACGAGUUCUUACCAAACAAUUCACUAGAUAAAUUCAUAUCCUCUAAUCAAGAGAAGCAUUCACUUGGUUGGGAGAAAUUGCAUGACAUUGCUCUUGGCAUAUCUAAAGGAAUUGAAUAUCUUCAUCUCGGGUGUGAUCAACGAAUCCUGCACUUCGAUAUUAAGCCUCAGAAUGUCUUGUUGGACAACAAGUUUAACCCAAAGAUCUCUGAUUUUGGUCUUGCAAAAUUGUGUUCAAAGGAACAAAGUGUUGUAUCUAUGACUGCCGCUAGAGGGACUGUGGGCUACAUUGCACCCGAAGUGUUCUCCAGGAACUUUGGGAACGUCUCAUACAAAUCAGAUGUUUAUAGUUUUGGAAUGUUGUUGAUAGAUAUGGUUGGAGGGAGGGAAAAUACGAUAACACAGAACACAAGUGAGUGUUACUUUCCAGAAUGGAUAUACAAACGUUUGGAUCAAGGAGAAGAUCUAGGAAUUCAAAUUAAGGCAGUUGGGGAUGCAAAAAUUAUAAAGAAACUAAUAAUUGUGGGACUUUGGUGUAUACAAUGGUACCCAGUGGACCGACCAUCGAUGAAAGUUGUGGUGCAAAUGUUGGAAGGAAAUGAAGACACUCUGUCAGUUCCUUCCAGUCCAUUUGCCUCCACAAAUCCAAUGCCAAAAAAGGCAACAAUGGACGGGAGAACUUUCAAUAGCGACUUAGAAUUAGUUUCUGAAUCUGAAUGAGAGAAUGAAUUAUUGGUAUUUUUCAAGAUUUUUUUGACUAUAUAAUAGGAAUUAAUCUCAUUGUUCUUACCAAUGAGUGUAGAAUUAAUUGUUUAUCAAUGUAUUACUAUAUCCAUUCAAUACUACAUCUUGUGCAUGUCCUUUGUAUUGAUAGUCCUCUUGUAAUGGUGUGCUCUAUUAGGUUUUUGUUCUUGGCAAUCCCGUUUGACAAAACUCUUUUCAGUUGUAA